GGCCAUCCAAAAUUCAACCAGAACUAAGAGUUGACAAAAGAAAUUAAUCAAUGGCGAUAAAGCUUGGUUUCUUUGUGCUACUCAUCUCUUUUUCAACAUUAUUUUUUCCUACCUUAUCGAUCGCCCUUUUUGAUAAUGGCAUAGAUGCUUGGUGCAAGAAAACCCCUUAUCCCGAUCAGUGCAAGUAUUUCAUGAACCAUGGCCAGUACCAUUUUGCACCCAAGCAGAAGACCGAUUUCAAGAAAAUGGCCGUGGAAAUAGCCUUGGAGAGAGCACUUCAAGCAGAAACUUACACCAAAGGACUAGGCGCAAAGUGCAGGAAUGAACUCGAAAAGGCAGCUUGGUCCGACUGUGUGAAGCUCUACGAGAGCACAAUUCUCCAACUCAAUAAAACGCUCGAUCCAGAUACCAAGUGUACUGAUUUUGAUACACAAACUUGGUUAAGUACAGCCAUGACAAAUCUCGAAACUUGUCGAACCGGAUUCAUUGAGCUAGAUGUUAAUUCAGACUACAUUAUGCCCAGUCUCAUGUCCAACAACGUGUCCGAAUUAAUUUGUAACACUUUGGCACUCAACAACAAUGGCUCCAAUUUGAAGCAAACUUAUAAAGGUGGUUUCCCGAUUUGGGUAUCUCCAGGUGACAGAAAAUUGUUGCAGUUGUCCUCCAUAAGGCCAAAUCUAGUGGUGGCUCAAGAUGGUACGGGGAACUUCCGGACGAUUAACGCAGCGUUAGAUGCCGCGGCUGAAAGAAGUGGAAAUGAAAGGUUUGUUAUACAUGUGAAGCGUGGAGUUUAUAGAGAAAAUUUGGAGAUUGGAAACAAAAUGAAGAAUAUUAUGUUGGUUGGCGAUGGGAUGAAGUACACAAUUAUCACGGGUAGCCGUAGUGUUGGAGGAGGCUCUACCACGUUUAACUCUGGCACUGUUGUUGUUACUGGCGAAAGAUUUAUUGCUCGAGGCAUUACAUUCCGCAACACAGCUGGUCCACAAAACCAUCAAGCAGUUGCACUACGAUCCGGAUCUGACCUAUCAGUUUUCUAUCGUUGUGGCUUUGAAGGCUAUCAAGACACACUUUACGCCCAUUCACAACGACAAUUCUAUAAGGAAUGUUAUAUCUAUGGCACAGUGGACUUUAUUUUUGGUAACGCUGCUGUGGUUUUGCAGAAUUGCAUGAUAUUUGCUAGGAGGCCUAUGGAUAAACAAAAAAUUACCAUAACAGCACAAGGCCGCACUGAUCCUAACCAAAACACUGGAAUCUCAAUACAUAAUUCACGAGUUAUGGCAGCAUCUGAUCUUAGGCCCGUGCUAAGUACAUUCAAGACAUUUUUGGGACGGCCAUGGAAACAAUAUUCACGUACUGUAUUUAUUAAAACACACCUUGAUUCAUUGGUGGACCCUGCUGGUUGGCUAGAGUGGGAUGGUGAUUUUGCUUUAAGUACUUUGUACUAUGGAGAAUAUAGGAACACUGGCCCUGGAGCAUCGACAAGUGGGAGAGUCAAAUGGCCUGGGUAUCGAGUGAUCACAAACUCAAAUGAAGCAGCAAAGUUCACCGUGGAAAUUUUUAUCGCUGGUCGAUCAUGGUUGCCUGCAACCAAUGUGCCAUUUCGUGCAGGUCUCUAAUAAAUAGCAGAACUAUUGUAUAAUUGUUGGGCUCAUGAUUCUUUUUCUUUUUCUUUUUUGGUUAAUCAUAUGUUGUUUUGUUUUCCAAUUUCUGAAAUAAUAAGUGUGUUCUUGUAAAAAAUAUUACUCCCUAUGUUCCACUUACGUGUCCUAGUUACCAUUUGGAGAGUUAAUUGAUGUUUUUCUACAACAAUUUUUUUCCGAUAUUUUUUACUUGAAAUUGUUAAUUAUUGUGAUUUAUAGUACUUUUU
Lycium ferocissimum is the source of this 1867-nucleotide messenger RNA. Its product is annotated as probable pectinesterase/pectinesterase inhibitor 17. Lineage: Eukaryota; Viridiplantae; Streptophyta; Magnoliopsida; Solanales; Solanaceae. The record is from RefSeq and is a predicted model, not a curated record. Gene Ontology annotation, molecular function: pectinesterase inhibitor activity; pectinesterase activity. The coding region runs from base 51 to 1616 and encodes 521 amino acids. The transcript has 2 exons. Gene Ontology annotation, biological process: cell wall modification.